AUGGCUACAAUUGCGUCAGAAUACUCCUCGGAAGUGAGAAAUACCCCAAUUGAACAUCAAUUCAAUCCUUACUCUGAUAAUGGUGGUACCAUUUUGGGUAUUGCAGGUGAGGAUUUCGCUGUGUUGGCAGGUGAUACUAGACAUACGACAGAUUAUUCCAUUAAUUCUCGUUAUGAACCAAAAGUUUUCGAUUGUGGGGACAAUAUCGUGAUAUCAGCUAAUGGUUUUGCUGCUGAUGGUGAAGCACUAGUAAAAAGAUUCAAAAAUAGUUUAAAAUGGUAUCAUUUCGAUCAUAACGAUAAAAAAUUGGCAAUGAGUUCAGCUGCAAGAAAUAUCCAACAUUUACUGUAUGGUAAGAGAUUUUUCCCAUAUUACGUUCAUACAAUUAUUGCUGGCUUAGAUGAAGAAGGUAAAGGUGCCGUAUAUUCAUUCGAUCCAGUCGGUUCAUAUGAAAGAGAACAAUGUAGAGCAGGUGGAGCUGCUGCAUCAUUAAUUAUGCCAUUCCUAGAUAAUCAAGUCAAUUUUAAAAAUCAAUAUGAACCAGGUACAGAUGGGAAAGUAAAGAGACCACUAAAAUACUUGACAAUUGAAGAAGCUAUCAAACUGGUAAGGGAUGCAUUUACUUCAGCCACUGAAAGACAUAUUCAUGUUGGUGAUGGGUUAGAAAUUUUAAUUGUCACCAAGGAUGGUGUAAGGAAGGAGUUCUUUGAAUUGAAGAGAGAUUAA
Messenger RNA from Naumovozyma castellii, 726 nucleotides. RefSeq names its product proteasome core particle subunit beta 6 (gene PRE7). The record is from RefSeq and is a predicted model, not a curated record. The coding region runs from base 1 to 726 and encodes 241 amino acids. Lineage: Eukaryota; Fungi; Ascomycota; Saccharomycetes; Saccharomycetales; Saccharomycetaceae. The transcript has a single exon.